UUGAAGUUCAAACUAGAAACAACGACGACGGUCUUUUAACAUUCUCACUUAGUGAGCCCGCCCAAACAAGAUCCUGAACUCAGGAAAAAAUUCAAAAAAUCUCUACUUCCCCGGCUUAGAUACUCCUUGGAUCUGCACUUCAAGUCCCUAUUUUGUGAUUUAAACAAAAAAAAAAAAAAAACAACCCAAAUCCAAAAACACUAGAAAUAUCUUUCGAUCUCAGUCGAUCUCAUCCCUGCAUCGAAUGGCCAACUCUGACGCCACCAUUCCUUGUCUUCCCGUCAAUGCUCCUCUGGCCCCGAAGAAGCAAAACAUCACUCCGAUUGGUUCUAAGCUAGCGGAAUUAAAUGAAUCAAGGGCUGAGUUGCUUACUAGAAUCCAAAGCUUGAAGCAGGAUUUGCAAAACUGGAGGUCCAAGUUAGACACUCAAGUUAAGGUCUACCGGGAGGAGCUGUCAGAACUCAAGGUAUCACUCAAUGCUGAAGUGGAGCAACUUCGAUCGGAAUUUCAAGAACUAAGGGGCACUCUCCAUCACCAACAAGAAGAUGUCACUGCUAGCCUGAGAAAUUUGGGGUUGAAAGAUGUCUCAGCAGGAGAAACAGAAAAUGCUCCUCUAGCUCCUACAGGUGAAGAGAAAAGUGAAGAAGCUCAUGCUCCAAAUGUAGAGGAAACCGACAAGAAAGAUCAAAAUUAGGUAUUGAGUUUCUCGUACCAGCAAUGAUAGGGAUCCUAGCAGUUGGUAUCCCAGUUGUUGAACUGUAUGCGUAGGAUUUCAUGUGCAUCAUGUGGAACAUGUGGAGCCCACGUAUUCAUUUGGAUUCUAUGCGUACAAUUGAGCAGCUGGGAUAACUGGAAAACCAACUGUUAGGAUAUUUACCAUUUCCGUUCGUAUACUGCACGUGCCUCUAGGAGGUUGGCAUCUCUUCUUUUAUUUCAAGUUUCUUGUACUUUCUGCUGUAUCAGUUAAUACCAGCAACCAAUUUGUUGGCUGGCAUUGAAUCCUAUAUAAGUUGGUUAAUCUCGGAUUUGACGAUUCUGCUCCUAGUUUCUUCUCACAUAAACUAAGUUUAUGGCUUAUGCUCUUAGUUUCACAGUA
Molecule: messenger RNA, 1096 nt
Organism: Tripterygium wilfordii
Lineage: Eukaryota; Viridiplantae; Streptophyta; Magnoliopsida; Celastrales; Celastraceae
Exons: 7
Coding region: 245-694 (149 amino acids)
Source: RefSeq, a predicted model, not a curated record